AUGGCCAGCAGUGGAGAGACGAGCUCGAUGAGGAGCACCAACAGCUGGCUGGACUCAGCCGACCAGCAGGAUGGGGAUCUCCCCCAUCCAGCCGACCACCCUAGGGCCGAAGAUGGCCCUCAGGAACAGAAUGGGAUGAAAAUCCCGAAGAUGAUCCCUAUGCCCCAGAUCGCUGGGACGAAGUCAGGGACAAUCAGGAUCGAAGUACCGAUCCUCGAUCGACAGUCACCAAAGGAGGCAGCAGGGACCGAAUGGAAUGAGGAUCCCAAGGACGACCCCUAUGAGGUCGACCGGUGGGAUAGCACCACCAAUGAAGGAGAAAGCAGUCCAGAUGGAUCCCUAUCCAGCAAGUCAGGAAGCAGUGGCUCCCUGGCAGAUGAUGAGUUCCCCGACUGGACCAUCAAAGCAAGAAUGGCAACUCAGCCAUUACCCCGGAUCAGCAAUCGAACCCUUCGAGGGUUCUUGCACAGGAAGAUCACCAGUCUCUUUCUCAACUGGGACUUCUUUGAGGAGUUCCGACAAUAUGCUGACUAG
Guyanagaster necrorhizus is the source of this 534-nucleotide messenger RNA. RefSeq lists its product as uncharacterized. The record is from RefSeq and is a predicted model, not a curated record. NCBI's taxonomy places the organism in Eukaryota, Fungi, Basidiomycota, Agaricomycetes, Agaricales, Physalacriaceae. The coding region runs from base 1 to 534 and encodes 177 amino acids. The transcript is spliced from 2 exons.